Brugia malayi is the source of this 1788-nucleotide messenger RNA. RefSeq lists its product as uncharacterized. The record is from RefSeq and is a predicted model, not a curated record. Bases 1 to 1788 code for a protein of 595 amino acids. The transcript is spliced from 15 exons. Gene Ontology annotation, cellular component: cytoplasm. NCBI's taxonomy places the organism in Eukaryota, Metazoa, Nematoda, Chromadorea, Rhabditida, Onchocercidae. Gene Ontology annotation, molecular function: ATP binding; G protein-coupled receptor kinase activity. Gene Ontology annotation, biological process: regulation of signal transduction; protein phosphorylation; signal transduction.
AUGGAGAUCGAGAAUAUCGUCGCCAACACUGUCUAUAUCAAGGCUCGAGAAAGUGGCGGUCAAAAGAAAGGGAAGAGUAAAAAGUGGAAGAAUUAUUUGCAAUUCCCGCACUACACAGAAUGUUUAUAUCUCAGGUCGGAGAUUGAUGUCAGCUAUAGUUAUGUGGUCGAAAAACAACCAAUCGGUAAAUUGCUUUUUGAGCAGUUCUGCAAUACAGAUGAACGGUAUGCAAGGGCGUGGACGUUCUUAUGUAAAGUUGAAGAAUACGAAACAUCUGAUGAUGAUGGCGAAAGUCGCCGGUCAUUGGCCAAAUCAAUAGCUUCGCUUUUAUCAGUAGAUAAUGACGCUCCCUGUACGUCAAGUGAUUCGUUAUGGUGCAGCUUCUUAUCGGAAGAUUUUAUAGAAAAAUUCACUUCCAUUGCCAGUGAUGCGUCGCAUGAAUCUGAACCGUCUAGUGGCAUAUUUUUCGAAGCUUACAAAAGUGUACAGUCAUUCCUUGCUGAUCGUUCGUUUCAAAAAUUUUUGGAAACACAUUAUUUUCACCGCUAUUUGCAGUGGAAAUGGUUGGAAAAAAGGCCUGUGGAUAAGCACACAUUUCGUCUAUACCGGGUACUUGGAAAAGGAGGCUUCGGAGAAGUUUGCGCUUGUCAAGUGAGAGCUUCUGGGAAAAUGUACGCUUUGAAAAAAUUGGAAAAGAAGAGGGUGAAAAAGAGACAUGCGGAGACUCUCAGUCUAAAUGAAAAGCAAAUCCUGCAGAAAAUCAAUUCUCCGUUUGUGGUUAGUCUUGCAUACGCAUAUGAAACAAAGGAUUCUCUAUGCUUAGUUUUAACGCUUAUGAAUGGAGGUGAUUUGAAAUUUCACUUGUACAACUUAAUACCUGGUGGAUUUGAUGAAAAACGUGUGCAGUUUUAUGCUGCUGAAAUUACUCUCGGCUUGCAGCAUUUACACAAGGAGCAUAUCAUUUACAGGGAUCUAAAACCAGAAAAUAUCCUUCUCGACGAUUAUGGACAUGUUCGAAUAUCUGACCUAGGACUUGCAGUUGAGCUAAGAGAUAAUGAACCUAUAAAAGGACGUGUUGGCACGGUUGGUUAUAUGGCGCCAGAAGUUAUCAAAAAUGAACGUUAUUCAUAUAGUGUCGAUUGGUGGGGAUUGGGUUGUCUAAUAUAUGAAAUGAUCGAAGGAAAGGCACCUUUUCGGCAACGGAAAGAAAAAGUGAAACGUGAAGAAGUGGAACGGCGAGUUCAUGAAGAUCAGGAAAAGUAUUCAGAUAAAUUUAGUGAAUCUGUCAGGACUAUAUGCAGAGGUCUUCUACACAAAGAACCAGGAUUUCGGCUUGGAUGUCGCAGAGUUGGUAAACCGGAAGAAGGUGCUGAAGAGUUGAAAAGCCAUCCUUUUUUUUCACAGGGAGAUAUGAAUACGGGUAGAGAAGCGGUACCUUGGAAGAAAAUGGAAGCCGGGAAGUUAACACCACCGUUUUGUCCUGAUCCUAGAGCAGUAUAUGCCAAAGAUGUGCUUGAUAUCGAGCAAUUCAGCACUGUUAAAGGUGUAAGAUUAGACGCUACGGAUAAUCAGUUUUAUGGGAAAUUCAGCACCGGAUCUGUUUCAAUACCAUGGCAGAAAGAGAUGAUCGAAACAGAAUGUUUCCGAGAACUCAACGUGAUGGAACAAAAUGGUGAAUUAGUGUGGAAUUUGCGUAAUGACUCGAUUAGGGGUGAAAAUAGCAAAAGUGAAUCUAAUAACAAAUUUGGAUUUCUCGCACGACUGUUCAAGCGAAAAACCGAAUUUUAA